Messenger RNA from Penicillium angulare, 2361 nucleotides. RefSeq lists its product as uncharacterized. NCBI's taxonomy places the organism in Eukaryota, Fungi, Ascomycota, Eurotiomycetes, Eurotiales, Aspergillaceae. The transcript is spliced from 2 exons. Bases 1 to 2361 code for a protein of 786 amino acids. The record is from RefSeq and is a predicted model, not a curated record.
AUGACAACAGCAUCCUCGCUACUUCAUUCUGCCAUGGAUAUCCCAGCGGGUGAGGAUCUCGAAAUGGCUUCGCCCUACCAGGGUCAGACCGACGACUUCGACAUCGACAUCGACCUAAUGGAGGACCACGCUUCCAACAUGGAUAGCGAUAUGAUGGGCGCCGACGAUUUCCCCAAUACAUCUCAACCGUCCUUAUUUCAAAACGAGGCCACUGAUGAUGACGAUAUGGUUGAUGAACCCUCUGAAGGAUCGAUGGUCGAUGUGGAAGAUUUACCUGACGGCGACAAUGACAUCGACGUCCACUUUGAAGAAGUCACAUAUGAGGCAGACAUGCUUGAAGGUGGACAUGAAGAACCGGUUGAUGCUAUUUUGCCCACCAUCUUUAUUGAAGCUUCAACGACAGCUGAGCCUCAGAUCAACGAACCAACACAGAUUGCCCCUGAAACGACUGAACUCAUCGAAAAAGAACAAGAUGCUCAUGGGGUGGCGCCUCCCUCCAUUGCUUUGGAAGUCGAGAAGCAAGAACCUGCGGAUCAACAGCAAACUAUUUCUUUAGAAGCUAGCAAAGUUGACGUUGGUCUAACCGAAGAGGUUCAACCACCGGAGAUCCCUCAGCCCAGUGUCGAUCAUGACCAGAACAAAGAAGCAACCGAGCAAACUAACGAAGUUAUUGAAAAUGAAAAUGUUGUCUCCGAGGAGCAUGACCAUUCCAAUCAAUUAGUUGGUAAUUUGGAAGCUCCCCCAUCCCCUCCUGCUCAAGCCGAGGCUUUAAGUGCUGAGCCGCACGCCCCUUGUGAACCAGAGCCUCAGGGUACGCAUGAGGGUGUCCAUGAAGAUGAAACACUCCACCCAGUCAAGGUCAUCUAUCAGGAGAACGAGAUUUCCCUGUUCCCGCCCUUGGAAGGUGAUUCAGCGGAAACCUUUUUCCUCCACGAUGAAGAUACAGCCUAUGACAACUUUGAUAAAUUGUUUGAAUCUUUGCGUGAUGUGCUUCUGGAUAAUAUUGCCGAGAAUGAUGUUCUUGUUAUUGAUAUCGAUUCUCUUGGUAUUCAAAUAACAGAGGACUCCUCGUAUACGUCUAGAUUCACUCUGCAUCAGAUUAUGGAAAUUUAUCUUCGCCUUUGUCAUAACGAUGGCAACCAUCAUCCCGAUGCCCUUUACCUUAGCCUUUCUAGCAAGCAAGCUGUUCAUACCGAGUUGGCGAGUCUUGACUCCGCCGCCAAGGAAGGCAAAGGCCUGUCCCAAAUUCAAUUAUGGGCGGAUUAUGAUGACGCCGAAGAAGAACCCGCCGCGGAAGAGACUAAAAAUGAUCAUGAAGAAUCUGGUGAGGGAUUACAUUCCCGAGCCGCUCAGCAGAGUCAGUCGGUCCACGAAGAAGCUGCGACAAGUGGUGAGGUCCCUGAUGGAACCAACCGGUCGAACGAAGCAGCAAAUUUAACAGCAGAGGCCACUCAGCAGCCCAUUGUUGAACACCAUGCCGAACCUGAUGAGGCUCAACAUGAGCCAAAUACAACCGAAGUGCAUGAAAGUUUCCAAGAAAUACCCCAUGAUGAUGUAGCUUACACUGAAGUUCGUGAUGAUGAUGAAGAUCCCAGAACGGCGUCUACCAACACCGUGGCCCCCGAUUCCGAGCCUGAUGCGAUAAAUGCACAACCUGAAGAUAAGUCUUCUACAGAUAUCCUACAUGACGCCUCAGAGGAACACACAACCCAUCAUGCCAACCAAGAACAUGAGCAUGAUGAGCUUGACGAUAGUGAUGAAAUUUCUGGGGCCGAUGAGCUAGAAGUAGUUGAUUUCACUAUUCACGAGGAUGAAUACGAUGACCAAAAUGAAGGCGGGCAUGUUGAUUACGAUCAUGAAGAUGCUUCGAGUAACCAAGAGGCAGCAGAAGAAGAGGCUCAUGAUGAUACGGACGCCUCAGAGGACAAUCUCGAAUCCAACCUGUAUGAAGAGUCCGAAUCCACCUUGGAGAAUGCCCCACAUCAGGAUCCAUCGCAUCAACAAACUCCGGAACCAGAGGAUCAUUUACUCGGAAUCGCCGACGAUGUGUUGCAAACUCCCCCUAAGGAUCUCCGUCACGAUGAUUCUGGAAAUUUCGAGGGCUUUGAAAAUACUGAAGACGAGCUUGUGGGUCCCGAUUUUGAAGACGGCGCCGAUCAUCAACAAUCAGCUGAUGAUGACUAUCAUCAUGACUCUGAAUUGGAUGUCACGGAGGAACUUGAGUUGGGUGAAAUAGAUCCCUCUUCUACUGAAUCCCAUAAGCAUGACAACCUAUCCGUCAAACGUUCUCGUGAAGAGGAGGAUGAAUGGGACAUCACAGAAUCGACCACGCCUGAUAUCAAGCGCCGGCGACCCUCGUAA